UUUCUCUCCCAAUUUCCCCUACACAGAAGCCUGCCGUCACAUUCCUUCUUCCUUAGAAAUCGAUAACAAUGGUGAAACGGAAUCAAGUUUCGCAGGCUCAAGAAGCAUUUCCAAUUGAAGAACAAUGUAAAUCGCUGAUUAAGAAGCUUGCUUCUUGCAAGCAGACCAUUCGCGAUAGAUCCCUGCGAACUGUUCUUCGUAAUUGGCUCCCGGAACAGACUGAAAUCCCUGACGAAGACAUGAAGAAGCUAUGGCAAGGCAUCUUCUACUGCAUGUGGCACGCCGAUAAGUCUCUUUACCAAUCCGAGCUCAUCGAUCGUCUCUCCUCUGCUCUCCAAUCCCUUCCUCUCCCUCUCGCUCUCCACUACUUCACCGUAUUCUUGUUCACCAUGCGCCGCGAGUGGUCCCGCAUCGAUCGACUAAGGUUAGACAAGUUCUACCUCUUGAUUCGCAGGUUUUUGCACGCCUUCUUCUCUCUUCUCGAUAGCAAUUCGUGGGAUUUGGAUUUCACUCGCCGUUUGAUGGGUGUUUUGUUCGAUGGGACUUUCCUUGCUGGUGAUAAGUUUCAGGGGAAUGGUGUUAACUAUCAUAUAGCUUCUGCCUUUGUUGAAGAGCUUAGAUCGUUUCUUCCUCUAAGGAAGGAGGUUUUGGAACUUCUUUUUGCCCCUUUUGUGACAAUUUUGGGCGUAGUUAAUGACAAGAUUUUGGUGGCGAAGAUUAAGAGUAAUUUGUUUGAUGAGUUCCUGAAGAUGGGGAAGAAGCUUCUGGAUAUCAAGAAAUCUGGGAAUGAUACUGAGUCUGAGGAUGAUGAUGUACUGGUUUUGGGAUCCAUUGCCCUGUCUAUGGAGUUUGCAAAGAGGUUCUAUGAGAUGGGUUCUUCUCCAGAUUGCCAUCAGGGUAAUAGGAAAGCUAUAUUUUCUCUUCACAAAGAGUUCUUGCAGCUGGAGAAGGAUAUGUCGACUUCUGGUAUAGAAGUUUCUAUCACAGAAGCUUCUCGUCCUGGCGACGAUGAAGUGCCUGAACUGGUUCCCAUGUCCGAAAAGGCGGAAGCAGAUGAAUCAAAAGCUGUUUCUGAGUCUAAGAAGGUUGUUGCAAAUGGGUCUUCGUCAAAGAAAAAGAGUUUGAAGAAGUGUUCAAAGUCUAAAAAAGGCAGUGUCAAGAAGGACGCUGAUGUAUUGGAUCUUGGUAAGAAAGAUGAAGCUUUUGAUGAGACUAUGAUAUCGGAUCUUCGACAGGAGUUUGAGAAGAUUGCAUCCGAAAUGGGACCAUCAAGAGCUGAGGUUGCGAGUGUCUGUGAAGAAGCAGAACCUGUGCCAAUAGCCAAAAAGACCAAGAAGAGGAAAAGAGAGAACAAAGGGGUAGAGCAAGGUACUAUUGUUAACAGAGAUGCAGCAGAGACGAGCUUAGCCGGCCCGAGCAGUGAGAAGAGCUCAAAGAGAGUAAAAUUCGCAAUGAAGAACAAUUUGGUGUGGAAGCCACAUUGCCCUCUACCUCCACAAGACUUGAGGUUGCCUCCGUCUGCUACGCCAAGAGGAAGUGCUCUCAAGAAGGGAAUCCCGGCCGGUCCAGUGAGGGAGUUGUCUUCUCAGAGUAGGAAGACGAAGAAGAAAGUAAAACCCAACCCACGCAAAGGAGUGAAGACGAUCAAGAAGCUGAAGAAGAAAGUGUCGCCAUAGAAAUGGAGUCUUGUUGAGUUAACCGUUGCUUUGCUUUUUGCUUUUCUUUAUAAUUUGUUUUAGUUCCAACUCUUUAAGACGUCUUGGAGAUUUUGUUUGCU
Eutrema salsugineum is the source of this 1777-nucleotide messenger RNA. RefSeq names its product ribosomal RNA processing protein 1 homolog. Gene Ontology annotation, biological process: rRNA processing. The record is from RefSeq and is a predicted model, not a curated record. Gene Ontology annotation, cellular component: preribosome, large subunit precursor; preribosome, small subunit precursor; nucleus. The transcript has a single exon. The coding region runs from base 69 to 1676 and encodes 535 amino acids. Lineage: Eukaryota; Viridiplantae; Streptophyta; Magnoliopsida; Brassicales; Brassicaceae.